Molecule: messenger RNA, 2486 nt
Organism: Colletotrichum destructivum
Lineage: Eukaryota; Fungi; Ascomycota; Sordariomycetes; Glomerellales; Glomerellaceae
Product: Putative FAD-dependent oxidoreductase 2, FAD binding domain, ksdD-like steroid dehydrogenase
Exons: 1
Coding region: 480-2417 (645 amino acids)
Molecular function (GO): oxidoreductase activity, acting on the CH-CH group of donors
Source: RefSeq, a predicted model, not a curated record
GUUUGCUCACACGUCUACUAAUAUAAAUAAUCAGACAAUCUUCCCGGCCCUCCUCUCGAACACCAACUCACGAGCUCCCUGCGCCGGAACAACCGGUGUCGCAGAUCGGUCUUCCGCGGACCUCGCCUCCUCCCUCCCUCUCUCCCCGCGCCUUAGUUCGCUCUCCGUCGGGACCCCGAGUUAGCUUGCGUCGGCCGAGGAUAAGCACCCCCUCUUCCCAUGCUGCAUGCAUUCCUCUUUAGGCAAGCCAUAAGCAGAACUUCUUCGUCGGCGGUCACUCCUCCUUUCACAUCUGUGGCCGAGAGAAUCAGGCAAUCCGUCCUGCAGCCAAGAUAUCAACCAAUCUCCCCCUCCUCUUCCCCGCCCUCCAUCUGACCACCCCCCGUCAGUCGGCCGUUCAGUCCAUCACACAACGAAAACAGAUAGACACCCGGGUAGCCAGAGAGUCAGAUAGCCAGACAGCUUUCUCCAACGCUGUCAUGGCGCCUCACAUGCAGCACGUGCGCGACCUCAUCCCCCUCCCCCAGACACCCAUCCAGACCCUCGUCGCCACGCUCGCCGGCAUAGGCGCAUCCGCCUGGCUGAUAAAGCUCAUCGUCCGACACAUCCUCCUCCGAAGCCCCGCUAAGCGCUCCUCUCACGGCUCCUCCUCGUCGUCCCCCGGUCCAACGUUCGAAGCCAUGAGCGCCGAAAGAAAGAAGGAGCUCCUCGAGCGGCCCGCCAUCAUCGUCGGCGGUGGCCUCGCCGGUCUGGUCGCGGCCUUCGAGCUCGCGGAGCGCGGCGUGCCGACCAUCGUCCUCGACCAGGAGAACGACAAGAACCUCGGCGGCCAGGCGUUCUGGUCGCUGGGCGGCAUAUUCUGCGUCGACUCAAAAGAACAGAGGAGGAUGGGCAUCAAGGACUCGAGGGAGCUCGCUAUGAGGGACUGGUUCGGCUCGGCGCAGUUCGACCGCGAGAAGGAGGACACCUGGCCGCGCCGCUGGGCCGAGGCCUUUGUCAACUUCGCCACGGACGAGAUGGAGGACUACGUCAAGGCCAGGGGCAUGGGCUUCCUGUUUAACGUCGGCUGGGCCGAGCGAGGCGCCGGCAUGGCCGAGGGCCACGGCAACUCGGUGCCCCGGUUCCACGUCACCUGGGGCACGGGGCCCGAGGUCGUGAGGGUAUUCGCGGAGCCCGUCAAGCGCGCCGCCGACAACGGCGUCGUCCAGUUCCGCUUCCGCCACCGCGUCGACGAGAUCAUCACGGACGAGAACGGCCGCGCCGUCGGCGUCCGCGGCAAGGUCCUCGCCGCCGACGACUCGCCGCGCGGCGUCAAGUCCAACCGGGACAUCGCCGGCGACUUUGAAAUCUACGGAUCGGCCGUCGCCGUCACCUCGGGCGGCAUCGGCGGCAACGUCGAGGCCGUCAAGGCGGCGUGGCCCGUCGACCGGCUCGGCCCCAAGGUGCCCGAGACCUUCGUCGUCGGCGUGCCGGCCCACGUCGACGGCCGCAUGAUCGGCAUCACGGAGGCCGCCGGCGCCAACGUCAUCAACCGCGACCGCAUGUGGCACUACACCGAGGGCCUGCAGAACUGGAACCCCAUCUGGCCGGACCACGGCAUCCGCGUGCUGCCCGCGCCGAGCUCGCUGUGGCUCGACGCGACGGGUAAGCGGCUGCCGCCCUUCCUGUUCCCGGGCACCGACACGCUCGGCACGCUCAAGCACAUCUGCGCCACGGGCUACGACUACACGUGGUUCAUCCUCGACCAGAGCAUCAUCGCCCGCGAGUUCGCCCUCUCGGGCUCCGAGCAGAACCCGGACGUGACGGGCAAGAGCAUGUGGCAGCUCCUCACGCGCGUCUUCGGCAAGAAGGGCACCGUCCCCGUCCAGAACUUCCAGAAGCACGGCAAGGACUUUGUCGUGCGCGACAACCUCGAGGACCUGGUGCAGGGCAUGAACGAGCUGCAGCGCGAGCGCGGCGGGCCGGUGCUGAGCCUCGAGGACAUCCGCGAGACCAUCGAGCUGCGCGACGGGCAGUUCGACAACGCCUACUCCAAGGACGCGCAGGCGAUGCUCAUCAACAACGGACGCACGUACUGGGCCGACCGGCGGAGCCGCAUCGCGCCGCCGCACAAGCUGCUGGACCCGAAGCACGGCCCGCUGAUCGCGGUGCGCAUGAACCUGCUGACGAGGAAGACGCUGGGCGGCAUCGAGACGAACCUCGAGAGCAACGUCAUGCGGGCCGACGGCGCCAAGUUCCCGGGCCUGUACGCGGCGGGCGAGGCGGCCGGCUUCGGCGGCGGCGGCGUCCACGGCUACAACAGCCUGGAGGGGACGUUCCUGGGAGGCUGCAUCUUCUCCGGGAGGGCGGCGGGCCGCGGCAUCGCGGAUGAGUUGCUGGGGCCGGCGGAAGCCAAGGGGCCAAAGUCGUUCUUGUAAUGUCCAGACGGAAGGCAGAUAUGGAUAUGUAUGUAGAGUAAGUGGUAAUUCAAGCGAUGUUAUUCUUCU